This is a messenger RNA of Danio aesculapii, 1603 nucleotides long. It is a transcript of the gene olig1, whose product is annotated as oligodendrocyte transcription factor 1. The coding region runs from base 422 to 1129 and encodes 235 amino acids. The record is from RefSeq and is a predicted model, not a curated record. NCBI's taxonomy places the organism in Eukaryota, Metazoa, Chordata, Actinopteri, Cypriniformes, Danionidae. Gene Ontology annotation, molecular function: protein dimerization activity. The transcript is spliced from 2 exons.
UCACAGUAUUGCACUGAGAGGAACACAUCUCCAGAUCCCAUUCAAUGAACAUGGGGCAUGUGCUCACGAUCAGGGGUUUCAACCACUGGAAAUGAUGAAAUCAUUAGCAUGGAGGGCAGAAGAGGGGGCGUCGAGAAGAGAGCGAGAGAAAGAGAGAGAGUAACUCAUUAGCUCUUUACAGCAGUACUUCUCUCAAAUUCCUCCAAUGGUUAGGGAGUGUGUUAGUUUAAAGAUCAUCUAUGAAAGGCAUCUACAUGGACAAGAGAACAAACCAACUAAUUUAUCAAUUUUAGAUUUAACCAUUACGGUUUUAGGAACAUUUACUAAUCUUUAGAUGAAAAUGGACUUGAAGAAGUGAACUGCUUUUUAUUCAACGAUUACCUAGAAGAGAUCUGGAGUUUGCAGACUGAAAGUUUGAAGAAUGCAGGCUGUGUCUGGUUUCAGAUACAGAGAGCAGGGUGAAGGCUCUUUGCAGCAACUCAUGCCAAGAAUGGUACGGGUAACAGGAACAGGAGGACCAGGCUCCAAUGCUGGAAGUCUCCAGGGGCCUCUCAGAUCUUCAAAACCCCCUCGAGAGCUGAGUUCAGAGGAGCAACAGGAGCUGCGAAGGAAGAUCAACAGCCGUGAAAGGAAGAGAAUGCAGGACCUCAACGUGGCCAUGGAUGCUUUACGGGAAGUCAUGGUGCCCUACUCCUCUUCUUCCACCGGUGUAGGGGGAGCACUGCAGCACCCCUACCUCCCUCCUGGAGCCCCUCCGACUGGACGGCGCCUGUCCAAGAUCUCGACACUGGUGCUGGCUCGGAACUACAUCCUGCUCCUGGGCUCCUCCUUGCAGGAGAUGAGGCGUCUGCUAGGUGAGGUCAGCAUUGGAAUGGGCGUCAGCGGGACUGUACCACGUCUGCUGCUGACAGGAGGGUGGCCAUUUCUUACCGGGCCAGGACAACUUUUGCUUUCCCCUCCUGAGCAGCAAUUGGGUGUUGCAAAGUGCCCUCUUUUGCCUCAGGGUGCCCAGGAGGAGCCUUUGGCAUGGGGGCCAGGCAGCAUGUCAGAGAGCCCAGUGUGCCAGUGUGGGGUGUGCCGGACACCCCGGGUGGUGCAUGUUAAUCCAGCCAUGCGUUUUCCAAAGUGAUUCCAUCGUGCCUCGGAGAAAGGCUAAUAAAGAACAAUGCAACAAUAGGCAGAAUUUUAAUGUCUUUAGAGGAUGAGGUUUCUGGUUAUUAAGAUUUUUGGUAACACUACAAUAAGGUUCAGUCUGUUAACCCUAAAAUUCUGUCAUAAUUUCUAACUGUUAUAACAUAUUAAAAGUCUUUGACUUUCGUUUGUGGAGCCCAAAAGAUAAAAACAAAGUAAGUCACAUGGGGUAGGAAUAACUUCUCUAUAUACCAUUGUUAGGAAAGUUCAGCUCUGGAGAGUCGUAGUCAUGCAGAGUUUUGUUUGAAUCAAAGUUUGUAUGUUACUAGAAAGCUAUGACUGGAAAGAAUGCAAACAUAUUUUGUAAAACAUUACCCAUUUUUUUUCUGCAAAACAAUGUUGUCUUUAAUUGUCUCCUAAAUACUGUUUGCAUUUCUGUUCACAUAGAACUAAACUAGAAAUAAAAAAAAGU